Messenger RNA from Chaetomium fimeti, 1039 nucleotides. RefSeq lists its product as uncharacterized. The transcript has 2 exons. Bases 133 to 900 code for a protein of 255 amino acids. The record is from RefSeq and is a predicted model, not a curated record. Lineage: Eukaryota; Fungi; Ascomycota; Sordariomycetes; Sordariales; Chaetomiaceae.
AUGGAUUUGUGCGUGACAAGUGCUCUGAUGCGUCAAACACGAAAAUCUUAACCCCCCUUUGUGGUUGGCCGAUCGUCGGCGAGCUUUUUAAAAUUCACGUCCUUCUGACUCUCAAUUUACCAAUCCGCGGGAAUGUCUAGCAUACCAAAUCGUUCACAAUUGUUCGUGGCGUCUCUCGCGCGGGGUCUCAACACGGCGCAGGUUCCCUGCGUCUUGUGGGGCCACUGCCUGCUCGGUCUCCACGGCGUGCCUUCCAUCGUGGCCUCGAUCGACUUCGUCAUUCCAGAUGACUGUUUAGAAGCCGGGGCGCGAGCCCUCGCUCAAUGCGACGGCCUCGUGCCUUGUCCGGACCCUUCAUCGUGCCCCGCCACCUCAAAGGGACGGCACACGCAGCCGCCAAUAUUCCACGCCCAUCUCGACGACAACCUGGAAGUCACGGCUGGUCUCUAUCUCCAAUCCGAUACUCUCUGGUUUCUUCCGCCGUUGGACCACUCAGUGCUGUUUCCUAGCAGCUCUCUCGACCUUCCACCCUACUUUGCCCUUGCGUCGGAUCCAACCGUGUUCCCCCCCUGGCGCCCAGGCCGAGGCGCCGGUGUUUUCAAGUCGGCCGCGGAUGCCGUCGUCGCUCCCAGGUCUCACAUUCUCUUGGAGGCUUACAUGCGUAUCCAUGCACGGGAUCAGGGGAAGCGUGUAGGUUCCUUUGGCAUCGCCAUGAUCGCCUACAUGCAGCUUUACGUCGACGCUGACGGGUUUUUGGACGCCGACCUCCUUCCGGAGCCACUCAAGACGUCCUACAAAGAACUCCAGGAGGACAAGAAGCCGAUGCGCCAGUGGAUGCUAGAGUUGAAGGCCGCUCUUGGAGUUGCUGAGGAGGAUCCCCAGAGUGAUGACGGGUACUAAAGUGGAAUAGAGUCAUCGGUUCCGAACUCGGUUUCGUGCGCCUUGUUCACAUCUCACGGAUCCUUAAUGUCAUUAAGCAAUAUGUGCCAUUUUCAAAGCAAUUUCUAUCUUGUCACUUGUGGUGGGUGACUGCAUUGGC